This is a messenger RNA of Gasterosteus aculeatus aculeatus (three-spined stickleback), 1259 nucleotides long. Lineage: Eukaryota; Metazoa; Chordata; Actinopteri; Perciformes; Gasterosteidae. The record is from RefSeq and is a predicted model, not a curated record.
AUGGCAUUAGUGUCGUGUGUGUGUGUGUUUCUGACAGGUACUAAUGGCCGUGUCCUUGUACUGUGCCCUCAGGAACACUUUAAUUACUAUUCAGUGGACGGCGCCCUCGGACAUCUGGUGUUCUCUCUAAAGUACGAUGUGAUCGGUGACCAGGAACACCUCCGUCUAAUGCUCAGAAACAAGCUGAAAACCCACCAUGAUGUGAUCCCCAUUUCCUGUCUGACCGAGUUCCCCAACGUGGUCCAAAUGGCCAAGCUCGUCUGUGAAGAGGUCAAUGUGGACCGCUUUUCUCCGGUCCUUUAUCCAAAAGCUUCGAGACUUAUUGCCGCCUUCGAUGAGCAUGUGAUCAGCAACAAUUUCAAGUUUGGGGUCAUUUAUCAAAAGUUUGGACAGACUUCAGAGGAAGAGCUGUUUGGCAACAGCCACGAGAGUCCUGCCUUUGUAGAAUUCCUGGAGUUUCUGGGAGAUAAAAUCGAGCUGCACAACUUUAAAGGUUUCCGCGGAGGGUUAGACGUCACUCACGGGCAGACCGGCACUGAAUCCGUCUACUGCAACUACCGUAACAAAGAGGUCAUGUUCCAUGUGUCCACCAAGCUGCCUUACACGGACGGGGACACCCAGCAGUUGCAGAGAAAGAGGCACAUAGGAAACGACAUUGUGGCCAUCUUAUUCCAAGAGGAAAACACUCCCUUUGUACCGGACAUGAUCGCCUCCAACUUCCUCCACGCAUACAUCGUGGUCCAAGUGGUGAAGCCCUGCUCUGACGACGUUCUCUACAAGGUGUCCGUGACCGCUCGGGAUGAUGUGCCUUUCUUUGGCCCCGCCCUACCCAACCCUGCUGUCUUUAAAAAGAGCCCUGAAUUCCAUGAAUUCCUUUUCACGAAGCUCAUCAAUGCAGAGUACGCCUGCUACAAAGCUGAGAAAUUUGCCAAAUUAGAGGAGCGGACGAGGUCAGCUUUGUUAGAGACCCUUUAUGAGGAGCUGCACGUCAACAGCCAGGCCAUGAUGGGUGUUGGAGGAGACGACGACAAACUGGAAAACGGGAGCGCGGGAGGAGGGGGCUUCUUUGAGUCCUUCAAGGUAACUGCAGAGGAGGUCCGGCCCGGUGACAGCUUCACUUUAUACAAAAGUCUGCUUCUAACGAAUAAGCCGAAAAGUUCAAUUCUGCAUUUUUGUUUGCUAACACCGAGAUAGGAACGCUGUUAUUGUGUUGACAGAUAUUUUAAAUCAAUAUUACAUUUUUAUCUCUGUUAAGGAAG